This is a messenger RNA of Limulus polyphemus (Atlantic horseshoe crab), 2501 nucleotides long. Its product is annotated as BLOC-1-related complex subunit 8 homolog. The record is from RefSeq and is a predicted model, not a curated record. Gene Ontology annotation, cellular component: BORC complex. Lineage: Eukaryota; Metazoa; Arthropoda; Merostomata; Xiphosura; Limulidae. The transcript has 8 exons. Bases 342 to 1016 code for a protein of 224 amino acids.
AUGAAGUUCACUUCUGAGGACUCACCUUCUAUUAAAAUUUGCCCCAGGUUCAUAUCGUUUGACCGGCUUUGUCCUUACUUCUGUUAAAGAAGCCCCCUCCCCAGUUAUUCAGCGAUAUUUUGGCGAUGCGGUGAGAUGUGACUUUAAAUCUAUUCGUUAUUCUGUGAGUGUGUGAUUAACCUUACCAUGGGAGAAGUAUUGGUGGUAAAAAAUAUAAAGUUGUGACUUGCAAAUAGAAACUGGAAUAUUAGCAACAGUACAGUACAUCAUAAAAAAAUACCAUAUAUAGAUGAUAGAACCAAGAUUAAAUUAGGCUAAAUUUGUUCAAGUUUCUGUUCAAGAUGCAUGCAGCAGUAUCAGAGACUGGACUUCAUGUAGGUCAAGAUGUGGAACUAGAACAUAAAGUAAAAAAAACUUGUGAGAGGAUUUCUGAAAAUCUUUAUAUUGUUGCUAAUGAACCAUCCCUUGCCUGUUACCGACUUCAAGAACACAUUCACAAGUCCUUACCUCAGCUGGUAGAAAAAAGGCUAGAAGUUAAUCAGGUACAUGAAGACCUACAAGGGAAAUGCUAUGAUUUGGAUUAUUCUUUAAGUGCUGUUAAAUCCAUGCAUGGGAGUUUGCGUCAUUUCCAGAACAUUUAUGAUCUUUUAAGAAACUCUGUGUUCAUGAAGCAACAGCUGAGCUAUCAGGAAUCUGUUCGUUCAGAAAAAAAGACAUUAGCCAAAUUUCACCGGUUCUCAGGCUCUUUUGACCAUGCUACAUCAGUUGUUCCCAACCUUCCUACUGGGCUAAGCUAUUCUGCUUCUGCCACUGCUGAUCUCAGAUCUUCUACGUGUAAUCUCUCUCAGAAACCUGUAAGUACUCAACACAGGUCAAGAGCUUCAUCCAUGUCUUUAUCAUCAUCCCAGCAUGCCAUAUCUCAUGGAUCCUCUGUCUCCCAGCCCUCCUCCCCCUAUAGUAGGCCAGUUGUACGACAGAAGUCAUUAAGUCGAGAUGCUACUCCAACUAAAAGAUAAUUAGCUUUUCCUGUGUGUAAAAACUGACAUUUCAAUGGUAUUGAAGAAAAUAAAAACACUAGAUCUACUCAUUAUUAUUGGUAAUUUAGCCAUGUUUUUUAUGUGAUUAAUAUUUUCUGAGCUGUAAGCUUUGCUCACAGUAGUUACAUGCGUAGCAAAUUUUCCUGGAAAAAAUUAAUACAUUUUAAAUUUUAUGUAAAUUAAAAAAUGUAAUUAUUGAUGAAGCAACACUUUUGUGUAUUUUAUCUUAAGUAAAAUUUUAAGAUCAUUAUUGAAGAAUUAGUUUUAUAAGAACAGUAAUGAGGCUUUAAUACAGAUGUAUUUCUGAUAUGUAUGGUACAGUUACUUAGUAACAAUAAUUUUCUGGAAACAUUUAUGUACAUUUACAGUGGUUGUAUGAUGGUUUUGUUUCAUAAUUCUUGAAUUUUUGUAUUAUUGGUUUGAGUUUGUUUUCUUUUCUUUUUUUUGGUAGCUAUGUCUACUUUCCUGUGGGAAAUGUUAAAAUAUACAAUUCUCAUAUAUAAGUAGAAACAUCAAUGAAACUAGUAUAUGGUAAUUUUAACUAAAUUGUGCCAUCUUGAAAGGGGAAAUACUAAAUAAAUGAUCAGUGAAAAACAGUUGUAUUGAAUUUUUCAUUGUUAUUGAUUUUUAUUUUGAAUUAUAUGAUGUACGUAUAUGAGCAUAAAGAAAUUAAAGUAUUUACUCAUUAUUUUCAUUAAUAAUUGUUAAUGGAUAUAAACAGUCUUCUAAGCUAGAUUACAAUUAUUGAUUUUAUCUAUAAUACUAAUAUCAAGUUUCACCGAGAGUAAUUAUGUACACAAAAUGAGUUAUUAAAAUAGAUCAGACAUUAGUAUUCACUAGAACACAUCUUAAAUAGUUUUGACUUUUCAAAUUUUAGAGUAAUUAUUCUGAUAUGUGGGUAUAUCAUGGGUUUCUACUUUCAAUAGUAAUAUAGAAAUCUUCCAAAUUAUUGAUUAUUUAGUUCCCACACUGUCAUAGUAGCAGCACAUGGUACAGAGAGUUGCUAACAUUGUUUUGUCUUAGUUGCUUCACUCGCUGUUAUCUUUGGUACUUGAUGUUUCCUCUGCCUCCAGGGAUAUUUCAAUAUUGUAUGUAGAAUCCAAGUUCAAUGGGUUAGCACUGAAAUAUCCUUGGUUGGCUAACUGUAAUGUUGACUGAAGACGACAACUGACCAGUGCUGUCGGGAGCAUAGUUCAUGAGAUGAUGCCAUCCACUGGACAAUGAAAGCGAGUUAACAUUCUGGAUCUGUGAUCACUUUCUUAAUUCAGUUCUUCAUUAGAUGACCAACAGGAAGGACCUGCUCUGUUCAAGAAGAUGUGAAUGUUUAGUGUUGGACCAUUUGAUCUCGAGAAAGAAAGCAUCAAGAAUGAAAAUGAACUAAAGAGAGGAAGGAUUGUUGACUUUCCUGUUGUGGAUGCUAGUGCUAGUUUUGUUUUAUUAUUUAAAUAAAGAUUUUGCUGGUUU